ACCUGCACGGCUGCAGCGAGGAGAGGCUCCCAUCAGCAGAGAUGGCAUCGCAGAGAGCACACUGGUAUCUCCCGUGUCUCCAAAGUCUCCUGAUCAGCACUUUAGUCGAGGCCUCCGCCCUGCCGCCCCACUCCUCCACCCCCGUGCCCGUCUCCUCCCUGGUGGGCGGCCAGGCGGUGCUUCCCUGCAGCUGGACGUCCCGUCUGAGCCGGCCGGCGGCCUCGGCCUGCCGCGUGCAGUGGCAGACCCCCGUGGGGCGGGCGGAGGUUCCCGAGGAGCGGCUGGAGGCCGGGGACUGCUCUCUGGUUGUGAACGACGUCCAGUUCGGGGACGUGGGGCUGUACGAGAGCGUCCUGCUGCUGCAGGGGGAGCGGCCGCAGAGGACCGUGAUCAUUCAGAGCGUCAGGCUGGCUGUGUUCGACCAUAAGUCGGUGCAGUCCCGCGCUCCGGGGGAGGACAUGGUUCUGCAGCUGCACACGCCUCGCGCCCUCCGAGUCGUCUUCCAGGACAGGAACGGCUCCGAGUGGUCGGAUCUGUGGACGAGGGGGGAAGCAAAGAAUCCACGCAUGCAGAAAGACCCAGACAGAGAGCAGCUGACCUUGAGGAGCGUGCAGAGGUCAGAUGAGGGGAUGUACAAGGUUCUGGACGAGCAGGGCCUGGCGGUCAGCACCGUGCAGCUCACUGUGGAAGAGGGCGGCACGGCUCUGAAAAUCCACCACAAUCAGGAAAGUCAAGUACUACUCGGCGACGUCAGCAGGAGCGGCUGUUGGACACCACGAGCUGCGUUGGGUCUCGUCUCCGGCCUGCUGAUCCUGCAUCUCGUCUAGGAAAAGUCUCUACUGAGGAAUAUCUAUAAACUCCACUUGAAGAUUUUGUGAAAUGAAGAAUCGACUUUUUUUUUUUUAGACAUUGAAAAUAUUGUCCUCCAGGUCACUUGUGUUUGCGGUUGUGAAUGUAGUGAGCAGGUGGAUGUUUUGAGUCGCUGUGUGGUUUGGUGAGCGAGUGACUCGGACUUUUGCACGACAGGCGAACAGAUUCCUAACAGCUCCGACUGGAUUCACACGGGAACAAGGAGUGAUUUCCAAACGGUUUUCGUGUAUUCCUGAAAAACAAAUCAUAGCCUACAAGCUGAGCAAAGUACGGUCAAAAUUCAACGUGGGGCUGAGGAAUUUGAUUCUGUCGUUUUCAGUUUUUCCACACUUUGAGAAAUCUGUCGCUUUUUUCAGAUCGUCUCCAACAACAGCCACAACAAACACUCUACUCAUUCACAUUAUUUAUUUCCAAAGGUCAUUAAGCACAUGAUUCUUACUCUAAAACGUAGCCUAGCUGAAAACUAAUUCUCUAAUUCUGAUGGGUUUAUAUGUGCAGUAAAGGAUUAAUGGACGGGUGAAUUAAUUGCACUUAAAAUAAUUAACAAGGGGGAUGUUCCAUUGAAGAAUCAACAAAAUCUAACAUGAUAAAUAUUAAAAUAGUCAGGUUAUGAAUAAAAAUACUGUGUAUUGUCUGCUGUAAAUCCAGCUUGAGUUGUCCUCUUUGAGAUGCACUUUAGUUUGGUUCUUGUGUUAAGAAGUUGGUUCAUACAAGUGUUGAAUUUCUGUGUUUGCAAAAGUACUGGAGCAGUCUUGUAACUCUAAAAAUGUUUUAUUUUUCCAUUCUGCAUUUCAAUUUAUAUUAUUCAAUACAUUUCUGAAAUAAAUGCAAACCAAAUGAUGACAUUACAUUUACAUGUUUCAUUGGAAAACUCUUGGUUCACACUGGAAUGCCUUCAUGUACAGAGCAGAAAAAAAAACAAAAAAAAAAACAACAGAGCGAUGCGACGAAACCCGGACAGGCAACAACUCAGGAAAGGCACACGACAACGUAGCUGAGACUCCCACACACACACACACACACACACAAACACACAAACACACAAACACACACACA
Molecule: messenger RNA, 1926 nt
Organism: Myripristis murdjan (pinecone soldierfish)
Lineage: Eukaryota; Metazoa; Chordata; Actinopteri; Holocentriformes; Holocentridae
Gene: igldcp
Product: Ig-like domain-containing protein
Exons: 7
Coding region: 42-827 (261 amino acids)
Source: RefSeq, a predicted model, not a curated record